AUGUACAGAAAAGCAACGCACAUGGAUAUACCUGACGUUUGCCACACUAAUGUUGAAAAGCCCUCAACCGAUCAGUUGGUCAUCGCUUGGCGAUAUCAAAAUCUUCCCGCCUCGGACAUGGCCCCUCAUGGCGUAAAUAAGAAGUCGCUUUCCAAUGACUUCGAUAUGACUAGUAAUUUAGACCUAGCAGAGUUCGCCUCUAUUCCCACCUUGACUUCGUGCGAAUUUCGAGUCGAUUCGUUUUCCAGUUUGGAAGAAAAUCUCUUGAAAGUUUUGGAACACGUUGAGAAAAUCGUUCGUAGUGAAAAGCCUUCUGUACAUAGGAUAGGCAAGUUUUUUAUCGAUUCGAUUGCGUCGCCACUGUGGGGUCGACGACCUCGAAACCUUCAGGCAUGUCUUGCCAAUUUCAUGGUUCGUCUGCGUCUUCUCCUUCGUCACUCCUUCCAUGUUGUCUACAUCACUGUCUCAAAGCUGGCACUUCAAGAAUCAGGUGUGGAGUCGAGAUGGCUGAGCUACUCUGAUUACGCCUUCAAGGUGACCGGCUUUGAUGGUCUAGAGGCUAGCGGUAACGUGACCGCCAACCCACUCUACGGGGAGUAUAACGGACUCCUGAGGGUGCUCAAACUUCCCUCAGUCAGUGGAAUGCACUUGGAGCCGAUUGCACGUCCCCUCACAUUGGAUUGGGCCUUCAAAGUCAGGCGAAAGCAAUUUAUUCUGAAGUACCUGGACCUCCCGCCUUGUCUUUCGGAGACCGUCAGUCGCUCCAACGUGGCUGCACCUCACUCGCAUUGCGCCUCAGCUGCUAAUGGUGGUGGCAAAGAAAUGGUACCUGAUGACGUGGUAAAUGAUGGUGGCCAGUUUUAUAACACUGGCGGCUACUGGAUGAUUUCCAGUCGGCCCAUGAAUGGCGUUUUCCCCAUCAACCGCAUCGUCGACAUCGCCUUCGAUGUAUACGAGGAGCUCGUGUGGUGUGUUACCGCGACUGGUCAGUUGACAAGUUUCUACGGUGGCACACUGGAGCAGUACACCACGGUACCAGUAAUCCCAGUGGGCUCAACAGUGACUGACGGCUCCCCACAGGAGUGUGAGCUCAAAUCCGUCCUCCCCUCACCACGAUACACCGAGCGCAUAGUCUACAUACUGGCGAGAAAUGCCAUCUUCGCCUACUCCAAGUUUUGCCGACCUGUCGGCUAUUCUACAACAGAGAAGAUGCAGGCACUGGAGUGUAUGGUGGCGUGUCGUGGUACGCCCUGCGCCACCUCGCCCAGCGACUCCGCUGAUUUCGAUCGCUUCUUCUGUGGGGGUCUACAGCCGGAGGUGUUUGAGCUGGACGCCGUGAGUGGCGCCAACUGGGGCUCCCUCAUCCGCACCAUCCACGUGGGGAAUGAAGGGGCUGUCAGUCUGAAACCCUUCGCUUUUGGUCUCUGUGCUGCCAACACUACUGGUCAGGUGAAGAUAAUUGAUCCGCGAGCAAUGCAGGGUGUGGUGCGCUCCUUUGAGGCACAUUCGGGCGAGAUCUCCGACAUGUCGAUCCUCUACGACGGCUUCACCCUCAUUACCUGCGGCUGGUCGCGCAAGCUUAAUGGCUCCCUUCGUAUUGACCGACUAGUCAAUGUGUAUGAUUUGCGCUUUGGCCGCUAUCAGGCGCCACUAUCGACCGUAGUGGAUCCCAGUUUUUUGGCGACGGUUGGACCCACGCAAAGAAUCAUGGUUGCCUCCCAGUCAGGCGCCUUCCAGACCCUUGAAUUUGAGGCACCCAAUUUAGACCCAGAGAGCUUGGGCAACAUCAUGCUUGACUGCUACGAUCGAAUCGUCUCCUUCUGCGUCUCAUCCAAUGGUCAAUGCCUUCUAUUCGGCACAGAGGGUGGAAAUAUACAUCUGUACUCGACUUCGCUAGACUCCUGCCGCUUCAAUCAUGCUUCCAUGCAGACGGAGUUUGCUUCGCCUUACGCUGACGGUCUCGUACCGGCCACUUUGGACAGCCUCUCCCCCGAGGACUACCACCACCCUGUGACCAGCCACCAUGCUCUUUCGGGGAUGGCCGGUAAAAAAUUGAUACGUAUCGCGAAUGCGGCUGUGGAUGCGACCGUGGCAAAGGAAACAGGAUACUCCUUCAUGCGACGGGCCCCCCUGAGCAGUAAUUACUUGGAGCGCAAGCGUCUGUUCGCCUUCAAUCAUGCCCUCUCUACGGCCUAUCAGCCAAUCAUGGACUUUGACGACACUAGCGCCUUCACCCUAUCCUCGGUGCCCUUCAUGCUUGACCCACCUGUGUGCAAUACCGCCGAGCUCGCUGAGUGGGUGUGCGAGGGCACGGGUAGUCGUAGGGACGGCCUCACCUCUGACUGGCCCUCCGACCUCUGCGGUGAGCCCAAUCGGCCCAUGCGUCCCGUAGACCCUGAGUUGCUGGCGAAGGCCAACAACACGGGUGUUGUCCAGAAGCCGCCAGACAUGGGACCGGUCUGGUGCCCCUACGACCCAACCCCAGUACCCACGAGUGACCUUGAGUUGGGCGCGAGGCGGAAAAAGCAGCUCAGUUAUGUACAAAAGAUGUGUCAAGACGCGAGUCCCUAG
Messenger RNA from Echinococcus granulosus, 2571 nucleotides. RefSeq names its product Elongator complex protein 4. The transcript has 15 exons. Gene Ontology annotation, biological process: tRNA wobble uridine modification; nuclear-transcribed mRNA poly(A) tail shortening. Gene Ontology annotation, molecular function: protein binding. Gene Ontology annotation, cellular component: P-body; PAN complex; elongator holoenzyme complex. The record is from RefSeq and is a predicted model, not a curated record. NCBI's taxonomy places the organism in Eukaryota, Metazoa, Platyhelminthes, Cestoda, Cyclophyllidea, Taeniidae. Bases 1 to 2571 code for a protein of 856 amino acids.